Cornus florida is the source of this 1128-nucleotide messenger RNA. RefSeq lists its product as uncharacterized. The transcript has a single exon. NCBI's taxonomy places the organism in Eukaryota, Viridiplantae, Streptophyta, Magnoliopsida, Cornales, Cornaceae. The record is from RefSeq and is a predicted model, not a curated record. Bases 228 to 725 code for a protein of 165 amino acids.
CUCUCUCUCUCUCAUAGCCAAAAGAAAAAGAGACUUCUCUUUCUCUUUCUCUUUGUAUUUUCAUUUUCAUUUUCAUCUUUUAUAUUUCUAUCUAGCUUCCCCACUUCCUUCUCUCUCCUCCUCCUCCUCUUCUUCUUCUUCUUCUUCUUCUUCUUCUUCUUCUUCUUCUUCUUCUCUCUCUAAUUGUUAUAUAGAGAGAGAAAGAGAAAGAGAAGGAGCUAGCACCCAUGAAGAACACCAUCAAGUGUUGCAUAUCUUGCAUUCUUCCAUGCGGAGCACUCGAUGUGAUUCGGAUAGUUCAUUCGAAUGGCCGCGUGGAAGAGAUCAGUGGAACAAUCCGAGCUGAAGAAAUCAUGAAGGCCCAUCCAAAGCAUGUCUUGAAGAAGCCUUCAUCGCCGUCCGAUGAAGGGGUUUGUCCCAAGAUUGUGAUCGUGCCACCGGACGCAGAACUUCAACGCGGGAAGAUUUAUUUCCUCAUGCCGGUGCCUUCCACGCCAGAAAAGACUCGUAGUUCCAAGUCAUCAAACAGAAGGAAGAAAAGAGAAUUAGCUGAAAACAAGAAUCCAAACAACAACCUCUCAGAGACAAACCUCCUCGUUUCGGAUAGGUAUUUGAGCGAAAUCCUAUCUGAGAAGGUGUCCACGCAGAGAGAUCGAAGGCGAGGCCGUGUCGGAGUGUGGAGGCCUCAUUUAGAAAGCAUCUCCGAGACAUCAACCGAAGCAUAAACCGGGUUUUUUUAUUAUUCUUCUUUUGAUUCAUUUCAAUCAAAUAUUAUCCAUUAGGGUUACAAAAAUGUUUGUAUAUAAACAUAGAGGGGUAAAAUAAUUAUAUGCCAAAAGUUGUGUGGUGAAGUUUGAAAAUCUGGUUGAUUACUCUGAACAGUUCUGGUUGGAUCUUGGCGUCGCCAAUAAACGGGCCAAAGUUGCCUUAUCGGUUCAUACUUUCAUGUCUUAAGCCUUCAUUGAAAGGUGGUCAAUUUAGCUGUAAUGUGGAUGUCUUGAGAGAGAGUUUUGCGAGUGUUUGUUUUUCUUUGGCAUCAAGAGUUAUCUGAGUUGAGAGAUUGGUAUUGAGAAAGAUCCCACUUGUACCGUUCAGUGUUUUAGCAAUUGCAUUAUUAUUUUUUGAACA